CUGCACACAGCGCCCGUUAGAUCAAUCUCCGCCGGGUAAUCAGCCAUGUAUCUUUGGUUCGUGGCGGCGCUGCUCUUCGCGGGAGAGCUAUCGGGAGAGAGCGAGUUGGAGGCCGCGGAGGCGAACCCGGAAGUCCCGGGGGUUGUUUUGGAUAACGGUGCAGAAGUUUUCGGGGUGGAAGGAGCGCUGAAAGUGGGAGUGGCGAAGCCUAGAUUGGAAUGGGAUCCGAACGGAUAUGUUUUAUUCUGUCCGUGUAUGGGGAGGUUUGGAAACCAAGCCGAGCAUUUCCUGGGGGGCCUGGCAUUCGCAAAGGCAGUCAACAGAACACUGGCCCUACCUCCAUGGAGGACUGAUAGGAAUGUGCCAUUCUCGGAGUGGUUCAAGGUAGAGCCGUUACAGUCAUACCACAGAGUAGUCAGCAUGGAGGCCUUCCUGGAGCAGCUGGCACCUGUCCACUGGCCACCUGGCAGGAGAAAAGGCUACUGCUGGAGGAACCGACGGGACACCAAUGCUAAAUGUGGCAUGAAGGAAGGGAACCCAUUUGGGCCAUUUUGGGACCACCUGGGUGUGGACUUUGAUGAGUUUGUGUUUUAUGAGUUCACGUACCAGCAGACAGAGGCUUGGACCAAAGAGUUCCCUCCAUCCUCUCAUCCAGUGUUGGCCUUCAAAGGUGCCCCGGCAUCCUUCCCCAUGAAGGCAGCCCACAGGCAGCUGCAAGAGUUCCUACAGUGGACAUCCACCAUCACCGUCCCUGGACAGGACUUCAUACAGACCACUUUCCAGGGCAGACCUUACAUUGGCAUCCACCUCAGGAAUGGCCCUGAUUUUGAGCGGGCCUGUGCCAAUGUUGAGGGUACAUCCAACUUCAUGGCCUCCCCACAGUGUACUGACAUCAUGCCUGGCAGGACCGUCACUCACAAGAUGUGCUUCCCAUCCAGGGAAGAAAUCCUCAGGAAGACCAAAAAUGCCAUUCUGGCAACAAGAGCCAAGUUUGUGUUUGUGGCCACAGACAAUGACCCCCUGGUGGAAGAGUUAGAGCAACACCUUAAAUCUCUGAAGGUCAAGGUUCACCAUCUGAACCCGCACCUGCCCCAGCUGGACCUGUACAUCCUGGGCCAGGCGCAACAUUUCAUCGGCAACUGCGUCUCUUCCUUCACGUCCUUCGUCAAGCGGGAGCGAGACGUGCACAACAGGACCUCCUCCUUCUGGGGAGUGGAUUGACUGUGCAAGCAAGUAGGGUGGUGAGCAGUCAGGAGCAAAAAUAACUUCUAAAUUUUCCCCAGAAGUGUUAAUGUGUAAUGCUAUGCUGUAAAUGCAGAAAUGUUUGCAGUUUUUGUGGUGGCCUCCUCACGGCAAACUUAGAACCACUCCAAACAUUUUCCCAUUAUAGUUUGACUACAGCCUAUGGCACUACUGUGAACUUAAAACCACCGCGAAAAUGCCAUUUUCACGCUACCACGAAAAUAAAUCCCCGCAAACUUAAAUGCAUUUACAGUAAGUCUGAAUUAUAAACUCCUAUUUCCAGUUGUAGCCUUUUACUGCUGCCAGCUUUUCAAGUCAGGCUAUGAUUGGGAGGAAAAAAGUAUUCUAAGUUAUAUAAUGCUGGUAGCCAAAUGACCUGAGAUUUCGUAUCAACUUAACACCAGUAGAAAAUGUCCUGCUUCUUGUCUACAGUUAAAAUUUUGUUGCCAAUUGAAGCUGGACUCAAGAGGGUACAUUGUAUUCUCAUAGGUUUAUGAGGUUUUUUGGCCUCUAAUCCUCUCCCCUGAAAAAAGCCUGCACAAAGCGGGUCAAUAUCGUUACAAUUUUAUUAGCUGUAGUCACAGUUUAUGCUUCUGUCCGUGAAAUCAGACAUCUGAACUGGUGUGCCAAUCCUGUUUUAUCCUAUAUGCACAUGUAGUGUGUGACUCCUUUUAUGUGAGAUCAAAUGCCAGUUCUUAGUGAAAGCCAGUGGCAUAUUUUUAAAAUGUUUUAGAAAAAAUCUACGUGAUUACAGGACAAUUGCCUGUACCACAAAGCUGCUAAUCAAAGAAACUAAAGCGAAAACGUAUAUUACAGAAAUCUAAAAUGCUGCCUACUCUUUAGAAUAGUUGUUCAAAAACUAUAUUUGAGA
Messenger RNA from Branchiostoma floridae (Florida lancelet), 2113 nucleotides. Its product is annotated as GDP-fucose protein O-fucosyltransferase 1-like. The transcript is spliced from 7 exons. NCBI's taxonomy places the organism in Eukaryota, Metazoa, Chordata, Leptocardii, Amphioxiformes, Branchiostomatidae. Bases 46 to 1221 code for a protein of 391 amino acids. Gene Ontology annotation, molecular function: peptide-O-fucosyltransferase activity. Gene Ontology annotation, biological process: Notch signaling pathway; regulation of Notch signaling pathway; protein O-linked glycosylation via fucose. The record is from RefSeq and is a predicted model, not a curated record. Gene Ontology annotation, cellular component: endoplasmic reticulum.